AUGGCGGCUCUGGUGAGACUACCUGGCGGCGAGGCCGACGCCAAGAAGAUCUGCGAGCGGUCCGUGCUCGUGAAGGCCAUCCUCGAAGUUUGGGCUGAGGGCAGCACCUGGGAAGAGGUUGUGGAGGCUUGUCUCGCUCAAGGCUCAGACGUCCGGAGGCAGCGCCGGCAGUACUUGGCACCGCCCACGACCAUUUGCUUACGUGUGGAAGCUUUCGGCAAAACGCUGACCGUGGAGGAGAAGAGGGCAACAAUGGAGACACUGCGUCCACUCUUCGACGGUGAUGAGGUGGUUGACCUGCGGGCCCCAGACACGAUGCUGUGGGUGUUGGAGGAGCACUCUCACCGGAGCGACGAGAAGACACACCUCGGAAAGCGAACACGGCCGCCUCGACGAGUGUUUCUGGGGCGGCAGGUUGCGGGUGGGCGCAGCACGGACAAGAAGCGGCAGAGUGGUGAGAAGUGUUUCUUCCACCGCUACGACCUCUCCCAGCGCGCUGUGCUCGGCCCUACCACACUGGACAACGAGCUGGCCUUCAUCAUGGCAAACUGCGCUGGUGUCCGGCCCCACCAGCAGGGCAUGGACCCUUUCUGCGGGACGGGCGGUCUUCUCAUCGCCAUGGCUCAUUUCGGAGCGAAGCUCUUCGGCGGAGAAAUCGACAUCCGGGUCGUGCGCGGAUGGAGGAUCGCCUACACGAAGAACAAAGCCGCCGUCCUCGACGCCGCCCGCAGCCGUGGCCUGUCGGCUGCCGGUGGAGGUGCCCCGGCCGCUGCCGAUGCUCCAGACGCUUCGUUCAACAUGCCGGGAACCUGCGAAAGGGGCUCUCACAGCAGCGCCGGUGGCAGCGGUUGGAGCCUGGAAUAUUUGCAAGCACUGGGGUUGCCGCUGGCGGCGGGGGCUCCGGGAGCCGCCAAGGCGAAGCAGCCCAAGCAGCCCAACAACCGAAACGCGAAGGCGGAGAAGGACCCGGCCCUGACCAGUGCAGGGGGCUGCAACAUCUUCACCAACUUCGUGCAGUAUGGAUUUCCAAGCCCGGAGAUCGUCGUGUGCGACAACGCCAUGCCGCCUUGGCGAGCUGUGAAACCGGGCUGGCUCGACUUCAUCAUCACCGAUCCCCCGUAUGGUGUCCGUGCAGGCGCCAAGAAGUCAGGCCGCGACGAGGCGAAGAAGAAGGUGGUCAUCCAGGACGUCAGCAGCUACAUCCCCUCCAAGGUAUCCUAUGGCGAGGAGGAGCUUUCUGAAGAUCUCCUGAACUUCGCCGCCGCGAGCCUCGUGGAUGGUGGAAAGCUGGUCUUUUUGGUGCCCGUCGACCUGGCGGACUUCCUUGGCAUCGACCGCGCGGCAGUCGAGCAGGAUCUCGAAGGCACGAGGCCCAACUUCCACGACAUUUGCCACCCCAAAGCCGGGCGGAAGAAGGAUCCGAGGCUGUGUGUGUCGGAGACGACACGCGACCCGCUGCUGCUGGACGAAAGCCGCUACGUUGACUUCAUUCCGCAGCACGUCGCGUUUCGGCUCUUGGGCGCCUCGCUACAAGUGCUGAGUGGUGGACUGGGCCGCUUGCUGGUAACGAUGCAGCGUCUGCCCCGGUAG
Messenger RNA from Symbiodinium sp. CCMP2592, 1590 nucleotides. NCBI's taxonomy places the organism in Eukaryota, Dinophyceae, Suessiales, Symbiodiniaceae. The record is from the annotation of a GenBank genome assembly.